UCGCUUCACAUGACUCAGAGGAAGCGUCAUGUCAAGCAGAUUCCCUCGUUUUCUCUCUCCCCGCUCGGUUCCCUUGCGUCUCUCCAUGCAUCCACGGUGGGAGGAACUAAGACGCUAGUGAGGGAAACGUGGAUGCAAUUUAUUUAUUUAUUUAUUUUGUGGAUGCAAUUUAAGAGACUUGAGAUGUACCCCGUGUGACGUUUCCGGAUGUUAACAGAGCAGUCAGGGUUGUCCUAACGGUCCGUAACAAGCCUUACUAGGAAGCAGAGAUGAGAGUUUCCACCAGUAAACUGCAGCAGCUCACCAUCUUCACCACUGUGCUGACAGGUGGAGGGAUCGGCACCAUGUACUAUCUGCUGCAGAAGAAAUUCUUUGAGUCAGACUACCACAGAUUGGCUCUGCAGAAGUUAGAAGCAUGUCCGGUUGCCAUGGAAAGACUGGGGGCCCCACCUUUAAAAAUCCACAACAUCCAUCUAACUGAUAGAAACAACCGUGUAGACCAGCACAGCGCACAGAUAAAGAUCCCUGUGACUGGGUCAGAAACUGGAGGUUAUCUGUAUACGUCUUCAGUUAGAGACCCUAAUACCAACAGAUGGAGUCUGAAGCAGGCAGUUCUGAUGCUCAGAGAGGGACAGACCAUCGACCUGCUGAAUCCUCCUCCACCAGCUGUGACAGAGCACACAGAGGAACUGAAUACAGGCUGCUGGCACUGACCAACUCCAUGUACUUAUGAAAACAAUAAGGUGGAAUUUGUCCUGCUCCAACAGGUGUUGAGUAGAGGUCUAAAAUAAUGAUAAUAAUAGUAUGUAGUAUAAUAAUGAGGAAUAUUUACCAAUUGGGAAAUCCUCAAUUUUGGUAUCAUUUUGAUGUGGUAUGGUUUUCAAAAGGGAAGAGCCUGUAUAGAUCAUAUUUAUACAGUAUCUACAGUGGUUAGAAACAACAGAUUAAAGUACAAUAAGCCCA
Thunnus maccoyii (southern bluefin tuna) is the source of this 963-nucleotide messenger RNA. Its product is annotated as cytochrome c oxidase assembly factor 1 homolog. Gene Ontology annotation, cellular component: mitochondrial inner membrane. Bases 270 to 713 code for a protein of 147 amino acids. The transcript has 5 exons. Gene Ontology annotation, biological process: mitochondrial respiratory chain complex I assembly; mitochondrial respiratory chain complex IV assembly. Lineage: Eukaryota; Metazoa; Chordata; Actinopteri; Scombriformes; Scombridae. The record is from RefSeq and is a predicted model, not a curated record.